GCCCCCUCUUCGUCGACCCCGGCAGGAAGGGGGAAGUCUGGGCCGCCGCCAUGUCCCACAACACUUACAAUAAAAUGUGGGCAGAAGCCCAGGAGUCCCUCAACUGCCUGUUACAGAAGGAGAUAGAAGAGAAAUCCCACAAACCAUUGAAAGAUCGCCCAGUAGUGUUUCAAAUGCUAGGCACUUUCUACGUCAAGUAUGUGCAGAUAUUUCGCAAUUUGGAAGCUGCUUAUGACCAGAUUGUUCACCCACAAAAGCGUUUAAUUAUUCGGCAAAUGCUUGAUGGAGUAAUGGGUCGUAUUUUGGAGUUAAAAAAUGAAAUGGUGGAGCUGGAGUUUUCAGAAUAUCAUUACUUUGAUGACAUUUUACAAGAUCUUAAGCUGGCUCCUGAAAACAUUGAAAUUCCAAUCCCAAGGUAUUUUAUUAAGGAGAAAAUAAAGGUGUUGAAAGAGAGGGAGAAAAUCCUUGCUCAGAUAAUGCUUGAUGCUGGGAUGUAUGAUGGCGAACCUAAAAAAGAUGUGAAGCUCAUGCCCUUAGAAGAAGCUAUUAGAACAAUUCAGAUAGCUGAGCGGGCUCGCCAGGGCCGACUCCGGGCUACAUUCAUGAAGCAAAUCUAUCUGGAAGAAAAGAGAGAGAGGCUAGCCAGGCUUGCGGGUGAGAAAGCCCUAGAUAUAGAUGGUGCUGUGUUAUUCAUUCAGAAGCUUUGGCGUGGAUAUGCCCAGUGGAAGAAAAGUGUGAAACUCAGAGAAGAAGAAAUGGUAUUUCUAGGGAUGAUUCCACCUCCUCAUUUCCACAAACCUAGCAUUUCCGUACUGCGUGCCCAGAAGGUGGAUAAUAUAAGAUGUGAAAUUCAGGAGAAACAUGAAUUAGACUUCCAGAAAGCUCUAGUAAGCAUCAAAGAGCGUGUGAAAGAAAUUGAAGGUCCUGACAUCAAAGAGAGCCUCCAGGACCAGAUCCGCCAGUGGUUCAUUGAAUGCCGGCACAUGACAGGAAGAUUUCCGGACUACCCUGAUGAAGAACAAGGCGGUUCAGCUGUUCUUUUUGCUGAAAAAACUCCAGAGGAGGUGGCUGCUGAAAUAAUUGCUAAAGAAGAAGAAGAACUGAAAAAGAAGAAAAAGAAAAAGGGGAAAAAAGAAAAGAAAGAAAAAGGGAAAAAGAAAAAGCAAGGGAAAGAAAAAGAGCCGAAACCAAAGAAGAAAGAGCAGGAAGAAGAAGAAGGUUGGAAAAUGGCACCUAGUAAUUUUCUCCCAGUAAUGGAAGCAGGAAACAACAAAUACAAAGAUGUUUGGCAGAACAGAGAUGAGGGAUGGAACUUCUCACAGGAAUAUGACCCUGAACUGAUCAAGGAGGAAAAGAGAAAAGAAGUUGAAGAAGAGAUCAGAGUACAGGUUGAUGAGCUAAUGCGCCAGGAACUGAAGAAUUUAAAGUUAGCUGUGGAUAGAGAGAUAGAGAGAAAAGGCCAAAAAGGCAAAAAAGGAAAGAAAAAGAAAAAAGGGAAAAAGGGUGGAAGGAAGAAAAAAUCUAAGAAGGAUAAAGAUCUGACUCCUGACAGGACCAUUGAUUCUCUCUACCAGGAGCUGGUAGAAGCACAGAUAUUAAUAAGAGCCAAGAAAGUGAAACUCGGCGAUUAUGUAGGUGAGUACAGCUAUCUGGGGUCUACCCUUCGGCAGAAAGACAUAGAACCAAUGCCCUCUCUCACAGAUGUCAGGCAGCUCAUCGCUCUGUAUGGCAUAUUGCCAUUAGGUUCUCAGUCUGUACAUGAGAAAGCACCUCUGGUGAAAGCCUUGCUUUUAGCUGGACCCGAAGGAGUCGGGAAAAAGAUGCUUAUUCAUGCUCUCUGCACUGAAACGGGAGCCAACCUCUUCAAUUUGUCUGCAGCUAAUAUUGCUGGCAAAUACCCUGGCAAGGCUGGUCUGCAGAUGAUGCUUCACAUAGUGUUUAAGGUUGCCAAACAACUACAACCAUCAGUCAUAUGGAUUGGAGACACAGAGAAAACUUUCUACAAGAAGGUGCCUAAAGCUGAAAAGGAGUUGGAACCCAGGCGACUGAAAAAGCAACUUCCUAAAAUUCUGAAAACCCUGAAGACUGAAGACCGAGUAUUGAUAGUAGGAACCAGUAAGCGUCCCUUUGAUGCAGACCUCAAACCCUUUUGCAGAGUUUACAAGAAAAUCAUUCUGGUUCCAAGGCCAGACUACGCAUCAAGAUUUGUUUUAUGGAAACACGUCAUUGAGCAGAAUGGAGGGGUAUUCUCCAAAAAUCUGAACGUCAGCUGCCUGGCACAGGUUUCUGAUGGUUACACUCAGGGACACAUAGUCAAAGCAGUUCAAUCAGUCUUAACUGAACGACGCCUGAUGCAGCUGAACAAGAAGCCACUGACUGCUGCUGAAUUCCUGGUGUGCCUAGCCAGGCAGGAUCCAGUUUACAAGGAGGAGGAAGAAACAUACAAGGCUUGGUAUGCAAGGACUCCUUUGGGGAAAGCUCGAAUCAAGUCGCUGACCGUGAAUGAAGAUACCGGGAAGGGGAAGGGGAAGGGGAAAGACAAGGGAAAGGGGAAAGAGGAGAAGAAGAAGAAAGGGAAGAAGAAGUAGGAGGAACGGUUGCUUGCUACUCAGCACAGCUAAUAGCAUUGUUACCUGUUGAAUGGGGGGAGGUGAGUCUUCCUUUGACAUCACAGGUCCCUGCUUGAUAUCCCAGAACAGCCUACAUCUAAAAAUGUUUUGAACAAGGCAUCAGUGUGACGCUCAAAUCCUUUAAGGUAAACUAGUGACCACUGAACUUUACUAUUUCUACCUAGACAAUUUAU
This is a messenger RNA of Lacerta agilis (Sand lizard), 2803 nucleotides long. It is a transcript of the gene DRC11, whose product is annotated as IQ motif containing with AAA domain 1. The coding region runs from base 51 to 2588 and encodes 845 amino acids. Gene Ontology annotation, molecular function: ATP hydrolysis activity; ATP binding. The record is from RefSeq and is a predicted model, not a curated record. Lineage: Eukaryota; Metazoa; Chordata; Lepidosauria; Squamata; Lacertidae. The transcript is spliced from 19 exons.